AUGAAUCAUCACGAGAACAGCACUCCUGAACCUCGCCCCAGCAUGCAGCAGGUCAGCGCGCCGGAACCGGCUCGAACGGGUAGCAAAGAUAUGGAGGCUGGUGUUCAUGAAAUACAAUUGAGGUACAAGCUCUCUCCUGUCACCAUGAAAGCUCUAUGCAGUGUCUCGCGGGCUCCGGAUCGACGGCAGGUCCUUUACAAGUCAUGUCUCGCAAGCGAAUUUCGCUCUUUUCCCUUGAAACAAGCCGAAACAAAUUUGUUCCGCGAAAUCAACGAUCACACGGCAAUCCCGUACAACAUCAAAGAAGCAAUCACUCAGCCAUGGCACAAGGUCUUUCUCCUAGUCCAGGUAGACCUCCUCCGCACCGGCUGGCCCAACAAGAUAUCCGCGGCCACGAGAAGGGAGCUCUACAAAGAAAAAGGCAGGAUCUACGCGCUUCUAGAUCGCGUCCUACGAUGCCUCGCGGACAUUGUGGGGCUGCGACGGGACGGCAGAGGCAUAAACGCGGUCUUGGACGUGCUGCGGAGCGUCAAGUCUGGUGUCUGGGAAGGGGCAGGCCAAGAACUGCUUUUGGUUGAUGGCAUUGGUGCUGCGAGAAUGGACAAGUUAUUCCGAAGUGGGAUCAAGAGUAUUCAUCAGCUGGCACGGCUUGAUUUCUGCAAAAUCGAAAGGCUGAUGAGCCGCAACCCGCCGUAUGGUCACAACUUGUUGCAACAGCUUGCCGGAUUCCCCAAGCUGUCUUGCCGGUUCGACAUCAUUCAAAACCACCCGUCAUGUGACAAAGCUCGUCGUCGUCGUCAUCAGCACGAUGAAACCGAGGCGCCGCCUACCCUUCUUUGGAUUUGCCGCAUCGUGCUGGCGUACGAGAAUGCUCAGCUGCCACUCUGGAAUAAAAACAACCCAUGGGUUACCUUGGUGUUGGAAGGCGGCGAUGGGAGGCUUGUUUGGUUUUGGCGUGGGAGCGUGAAGAAGCUCGCGCCACACAAACAAUUGGUGGUGGGAUUGGAACUUGAGAGCGGCGAGAAGAUCGGAUUCAGGUUUGCCUGCGAGGAGAUAGUCGGCACAGUGGUUCACUCCUAUCAUCAGAUUCCUUGA
Messenger RNA from Metarhizium album ARSEF 1941, 1095 nucleotides. Its product is annotated as meiotic helicase. The coding region runs from base 1 to 1095 and encodes 364 amino acids. The record is from RefSeq and is a predicted model, not a curated record. The transcript has a single exon. Lineage: Eukaryota; Fungi; Ascomycota; Sordariomycetes; Hypocreales; Clavicipitaceae.